CUUGAACAGACAAACAAUACUUCUUUUCUACCAUUUGAACAGCCAUGAUGUUCCUCCUUUAAUCGAUAAUACAUAUACAGCUAGUGAUAUACGGGCUUUAGGUAAAAAUCAAAGGCUCCAUUUUCUCUCCGAACAAAAAACUAUCUACCAGACGAAAACAACCAUAAUGGCCUCCCCAUCCAUCCUCCAAACACGGUUAAAAGACCUCUCCGCCUCCCUUGGCCAUAUGCAUCCUUUGAUAACUCGACUGUGGAACUUCACAACUGCUAUCGGACAAGGUGAUCAGGCCCGCUUGGAGCUCGGAGCGGAAAUCCACACUCGGCUUAAGGAGGCAGAGGAAGAAAUGGAGCUUCUGCGAGUUGAGAUUGAGGCACUGGAACCUAUCCCAGAGAACAGGAGGAGAGGGGCGAAUAAUGAAGAAAAAGAGGCAGAGCGGGAGAGGAUUGUUUCGUUGGCGGGGAGGUUAGAAGAGGAUUUGAAGAGGUGGGUAUGAUCAUUAUGGACUGAAGUGUCGUGCCGCCGGAUGCAUGAUGGAUUUAUUCCUUUCUGCUUGCAUUGCUCUAAACAUUGUGCUAAUAUGCGGCUGCGAUAGAACAAGAGGAGAGUUUCGGAGGGCUCAGUUGCAGGCCAAGAGGAAUGCGGAACUUGCGAAACGGAAGGAGAGAGAAUUGCUCUUCUCGAGAUCUGCAAAUGCAGAGGCGGAGGGUGUUAGGCAAACUUCGGAGAAGCUCACGCAGGAUGAGCUGAUGGUUAACGCGUCGAAUGAUGUGACCUCUGCUUUGAAGAGGACAUAUUACUUGAUGCAAGCGGAGCUAUCAAGGAGUCAAUUCGCGCAACAGACACUAGAACAAUCGAACGCUGCUCUGGCCUCUCUGUCGGAAUCCUACGGAGGCCUUGACAGUUUACUAUCAUCAUCACGCUCCCUCGUUGGAUCUCUUCUCCGCUCUCAAAAAUCGGAUACCUGGUACCUUGAAACUGCGUUCUACGUACUUGUUGGGACCAUAAUUUGGCUUAUAUUCCGCCGUAUAUUAUAUGGUCCCUUCUGGUGGCUUGUCUGGUUUCCAAUGAGGCUCAUCGCCAGAUUUACAUUGGCGGUCCUCGGCGCAGUGGGACUGACCAGUACAAAUGCGCUUCAAUCAUCAGCGACUGCCUCGUUGAGCAGUACCCUCACACCUGGUUUCGUCCACAAAACCGAAGUUCCUGCGAUUGAAAGUGUUACGGGUAGUGCCAGUUGGAAUCAAGAGCCUGUCACUACGGAGGGCGACCGUCUGAUUGACCGGAUUGGGAAAAUGGCAACUGGGGAGGCGGAGAUGGAAGAAACGAAUGUUGAUGACAUCUCACCUGAGGAAAGGAAGAGACAGGAAGAGAUGCCCCGGAACUCGAAGAAGAGAAUGUACGAAGAGGUUAUCAAUGAGAACCGGAGAGAUGAGCUAUAGACGAAUUGAACGAAUUGAUGCCAACGAUAACAGUCA
Messenger RNA from Monascus purpureus, 1472 nucleotides. The record is from the annotation of a GenBank genome assembly. NCBI's taxonomy places the organism in Eukaryota, Fungi, Ascomycota, Eurotiomycetes, Eurotiales, Aspergillaceae.